Messenger RNA from Fraxinus pennsylvanica, 531 nucleotides. The record is from the annotation of a GenBank genome assembly. NCBI's taxonomy places the organism in Eukaryota, Viridiplantae, Streptophyta, Magnoliopsida, Lamiales, Oleaceae.
AUGGAGAAUCAUCCAACUCAUUUUCUUGCUUCGUCUACCACUGUGGCAGCUGCAACUUUCUCCUCUGAUAAUGCCCUAAAUGGUGUAUUUUAUAACAGUAAUGCCCCGGAUAGAUAUAUGGGAUUAAAGAGGCAGAUCAAUUUUCCUAUAGCACAAGUGAAUGAUCAUUCUUUUAGUAAGAGCGUUGUAACGAUGGAAAAUGAUGUUAAAUCUGGUAAGAAAAAGUGCGAUGAGAAGAAAACCAGAAAACCAAGAAUUGCUUUUCGAACAAGAAGCAAAGUUGAUAUACUGGAUGAUGGCUAUAGAUGGAGAAAAUAUGGCCAAAAGGCCGUGAAGAACCAAAAAUUUCCAAGAAGCUACUAUCGGUGCACUCAUCAAGGGUGCAAUGUUAAGAAGCAAGUGCAAAGAGAAUCCAUGGAAGAAGGCAUUGUUAUCACUACGUACGAGGGAAUGCACAUUCAUCCAGUAGAGAAACUUAGUGACAAUUUCGAACAAAUUCUCAAUCAGAUGCAAAUUUAUCCUGCUUUUUGA